This is a messenger RNA of Electrophorus electricus (electric eel), 2716 nucleotides long. RefSeq names its product CDC42 effector protein (Rho GTPase binding) 1b (gene cdc42ep1b). Gene Ontology annotation, biological process: Rho protein signal transduction; regulation of cell shape; positive regulation of actin filament polymerization. The record is from RefSeq and is a predicted model, not a curated record. Gene Ontology annotation, molecular function: small GTPase binding. Lineage: Eukaryota; Metazoa; Chordata; Actinopteri; Gymnotiformes; Gymnotidae. Gene Ontology annotation, cellular component: cytoskeleton; plasma membrane; cytoplasm.
CGCACGCUAAGACUCGCUGCCGCCCACCCCUCUACCGUCGUCCCCGCGUCUCGACACACAAACGUACAGCGCAUUGCUCUGCUCAACUUCAACUGCGAGUUAUGAGCACGCCCGAAACUGCUUUUACUCACACCCAGAAGAAGACCGUUUUUUAGUUUCGUGUUUUUAUUGCCUUUUUUUUUUUACUGACUUCCUGCUAACACUGCCAGGCCCCCACGAGCAGCACCACGGCAGAAACUGCUCAGAGAAUCUUCAGACGGCCAGAUGGUAAAUCUGAGAGAGAGAAGACUAUCCACUCUAUCACUGCGUACCCCCAAACACACUCCUGCAGUGAGUUUUCACUUCGCAGCACAGAACAGACUGAUCCUCACCCACUGUGGACUACACAGACCAGACUGAUCCUCACCCACUGUGGACUAAAUUUUUCAGGCACCAGAGGAACGUGUUAGGUCAGUCAGACACACUCACAAUGUUAGAGUGGUCUGAGGAGACAGCAUGAAGUGACACUGUGCUAAACAGUAUGAGGCACCUUAAAGACAGUGUGGCGAGACACUGUGCUACACAGUCUGAGGCACAUUAAAGACAGCACAGAGAGAUUCUUUAUCAUCUGCAUGAGCACAUUUCAGCACAUUUUUACUGCUAAUAUAAGUCAGACCUCAGACCUCAGGAUAUAUUAUGGUCAUUUACUUUAUGAAUAUUUUCAUAUCAGGAAACUCUAACCCUCCGUUGCAAAUUCUUUCUUGGAGUUAAAGGGAUUGUGACCACCUCCUGUGGAUCCGUGCCUGAAAGGGAUCUUAUUUUCUGUCUCCAUGAAUCUGGGCAAGCUUGCAGACUUUAAGGGCCUGGUGCCGGCGACUCAGGGCAAGCGGCACUAUAAGCGCGAGCUCUCAGCAGACAUGAUCAGCCCGCCCCUCGGGGACUUCCGUCACACCAUGCAUGUGGGGCACGGUGGCGAUAUCUUCGGUGACACCUCGUUUCUUAGUAACCAUGGAGGUGGUGGAGGGGCUGAGGGUGAGGGCUCCGGCUGCAAGGCGACAGGUUUUUUCUCACGCACACUACGGCAUAUUAGGAGGAACCCCCAGGCCAGGUUGACAGGAGAGUCAGAUGACCUGUCCCCAUCGCCUCCGCCCGUAUCACCCAUCAUAAAGAAUGCCAUCUCCUUACCACAGCUGUCCCUAACCACACCCAACGGCCACACACAGGGGGCGCUGUUCCCCACCUCCAGCAGCUCUCCGGAACAGCCACUCUACUCUUACGGCCUCCAGUCGGGCUUUGUUACGUUGCCUCGUCUGACUCGCCAUGACAGGAACUUGGCAGAAUCACCACCACUAACUGAAUAUUACCAUGGUUCUCUGCCAGACGGCAUCAAUCUUCCCCUCGCACGCUCCGAUUCCCUCACCUCCUUCACCGUCGACCUUGGCCCUUCCCUCAUGACUGAGCUCCUGAGUUUGAUUGACAGCUCAUGUAGCUUCACCAGGACCAACCAGGACCUGAAGGAGGAGGAGAAAGAGGAGGAGCCAAACUCAUUGUUUGAUAUGCUGGAGGGGAGCUCGCAUGUGUGCUUGCAUGCUGCUUCUAUAACUUCUAGCCCGCAGAUGGACAGUGUUAACAGCAGAGGGCGCUCUUGCAGCCCAGACCGGGUCCAGCAGCGCACAGAGAGGGAUGAGAAUGGGGCUGCUCUUAAAAGGGCAAUGCCAGAUGCUUCUCUGUGGUCCCCAGUGAGAGUGGAGCCCAUUAUGGAAGCUGAGAGGUUCCAGCAGGCAACCGAUUUACUGGCACGUCAUUAUGGAGGAGGUAGCAUCUUAAAGGGGCGACAGAGGUCACCAUUCACCUUCCCUGAAGAAGAGGAGGAAAUCAAAGUCUGAAUAUGGAGGAAAAGUAUUAAAAAACACAGCCUUCUGUACAAUACAUUAAACCUGGAGGAAAGGGUGAAAAGAAGUCCACUGGUUCUAUUGAACUUAUUUCUGUCUUUUCUUAGAUAAAACUAAACACUUGUUUGAUGUCACCACAAGAUGAUUUUAAGAAGCACAGUAGUUAACCGUGAUAUGCAACCCUCUGCAAACACACUGAAGAGAGUGGAAAUAAGGAAAUGAAUGAAAACAUUUACCAUCACUUACAUUUUUUUUUUAUUUUGUGUUUUUCCAAGUCUUCAACAGGGAAGCAUUAUGAUAUCUCAGAUGGUUUCUGUGUAAAGACUACCCCCCAGCAGCUGUUCAGUGUUGAGUAUGGAACUCUCACUAUCACUGUUCCUAAUGUAUUCUGUUCACUACUGUCUGUAUUUAACUCACACUAUCACUGUCCCUAAUGUAUUAUGUUACCUGCAGUCCCGCAAAAAUGUUUUCACUGGCUUUUGUAACAUUCACUACAAUGUCAUAUAGUAUUUAAUAUUCUUAAUUAUGUUCUUAUAACUUGUGGCAUAAGUACCAUCCAUGUAAAUAAACCACACAUUUGUGAUGCACUUAAAGAAAUAUAUAUUAUGAUAAUACAACAUUUUGGAAAGUGCAGGUGUACAGUUUUCUUACAGUGAGCAAGUUAUAGACAGCUAUAAUGUAUGUAAUGUAUAUAAUACAGCAGGUAAUAGAGAGCUCUACUAUAAUAUAUAAUAUAACAGGUUAUAGACAGCUCUACUACACAAUUACAAGUUAUAUAGUGGGGGAGAGAGGGUUGAUCUUUAUAAAUGAAUUAUAUAAAGGAGUUUUAUAUAAAUUAUAUAAAA